AUGGACAGCGGAGACGAAGCGGCGAAUGCCGCUGUCUCUCCCCAGUCAGCGAGACACGGUUUCUGGCAGUCUCCACGCAGGAAAGGAAAAAUUUCUUUCGGCUGGAAGCCUGUGCUCCGCCUCGGGGGCAGGGAGUCUCUCGCGGCUCUCAGGUCGAAGUUGCUCUCUCGUCGAGACGAAGGAGGGCAAGCGUGCACGGCUACCGGAGACUCCUCAGAGGACGCAGAGAAAGAGGAGCUGCCAGUGGCCUCCGACACCAGCUCGCGUCUCUCGCGUCUGCCGUCUUCGAUCUCUCCUGGAACAGAUUAUGCAGUCCCCAGAUCGGCCAUUCCGGUUCUUCAUCGUCGCCGGCGAGGUGACGCAUCGUGCACCCCCUCUGCUGCGGCGUUGUGUCCAGGGAAGCCUGGGAGUCCUGCAUCCGAGGUCGUCGCUUCUCGCUUCUACACUCCACCGUGGUGGGCGAAGGCGCCGGACGCGGUACGCUGUCGUUUUUCGCCGAGUGGUACGUUGUUGGCUGCAUGCACAAGCGUCGGCGCUUUGCGUGUCUACGAAGUGGAGACAGGCGCGAUGCUUUGCGAGUACGCGAACGCGCAUGUGAAGGGCAUCAACGACAUCGCUUGGCAUCCGUCUUCGGCGUACAUCUACACUGCUGCCUCCGACGGCUCUGCGUCUCUCUUUCCACUGCACUUUCGUCUCCGACAGUCCUCGGUCGCCUCCUCCUUGCGCUCCUCGCCUGCGGCCAUCACCACCUUCCGCGUUCCUUUUUGCGAGGCGUCUGGACACCCGCGAUGCCUCGCGGGUCCGCCUGGAAAACCGGAGAAGAAGGCCGCUCUGCAGGCCUCGCCUUCCGCCGCAACUCCGCUGUCCGCCGCGCCCGUAACCUCCGUGGCGGUGCCGCAGGACGGCUCGUCCUCCGGCUGUCUGUACACCGGCGGAUACGACGAGAUGCUGCGGCUGUGGGACCUGCGUCUGCCCACGCAGCCGCUUCGCCAGGUGAAGGCGCAUGACUCGCCCGUCACUUCCCUCGACUUCGCGCCUGCCUCGCCUCUGCUCCUCCCGCCGUUUGUGUCUCCGCGCGACGCAGACUGCGCGGCGCUCGGCUCCGUCUCUGCUUGCCCAGGCGUCGUCGCGUCUGCAGGACUCGACGGCCUCGUACGGCUCUGGGAAGCGUCCUCGCUGCGGCUUCUCCGGACGCUCAAGGGAGGCAGCAGCGGCGCUCCCGGCGAGUCCCAGGGCCAGAAGGAGGGGGAGGGAGGCAGCAGCGGCACUCGCCGGGGGAUUGCAUGCACGCAUGCAGUGUGGAGUCGCUCCGGCAAGUUUCUUCUCUGCGCCUACGAAGGUGGCCAGGGCGGACGCAUCCUGCGCCUGAGUCGAGUCCUCAGUCGAACGGCAGAUCCGAGUUUCUCGCGGAGAGAAGGCAGGCGACGGUCGCGUCCAGAAACGGAGAAAGAGGAAGGAAAGGAGAGGAGGCAGGACGGGAACGGCCGGCCUUUCACGGAGACUGAAGACGGAGGAUGUCGAGACGAACUGUCAGGUUCCUCCGACGAAGAAGAAGACGCUUGGUGGGGCUCAGCUGUGACGAUGCCUCUGGACAUGCCUGUCGCGGGCACAGCGGCCUGGUCUCGCGAGCAGGACGAAGCUCAGCUGGCGACGGCUGAGGCGCUUCUCCGCUUUUCGCGUCCCCGAUCUGCAUGCGGUUUCUCCAACAACGAAGGUCGAAAACGUCCUCAGCAGCCAGUCGAGAACGGCGCUUCCUCACGCGGCGGGUGGCAGGGUCGACAAUCCGUUCGAAGGAACUCUUCGUGUCUCGUCCAGGAGACAGAGUCUCCGUCCGGACGGAAGGAUGAUGCCUUCGCGACUGCGGCCGUCGAUGCAUGCAGCGAGACAGAGGUCGACCGACUCGGCUUCUCACCCUUCUGCACCCCCCGGAGGUGGGUGUCUCCGUUCGGUGCGAUCUGGAGAGACAAGGCUCUGCUCCCGUGCGGCGACGGCCGCGUCUGGGUCUUCGAGGCCAUGAGCGGAAGAGUCGUCGAGAAGCUCGCGGCUCCCGUCGACUUCUCCUGCGCAUGCAGCGGCCGCGGCGGGCAGCUCUGCGCCGGAGGCAGCGUCUGCACGAGCGUCGACGCCCACCCGGACUGGUCGCUGGGAGUCCUCGCGACCAGCUGGAGCGCGCCGGACGGCGGCGUCGUCCUCUGGAUGUGGACCACAGAAGAAGACGCGCUUGGCGAGGACGAAGAACAGGCAGAAGCAGUCUGACGCGCGGAGAGAAAACAGAGAAGCGAGAGGGGAGGCGUAUGAAAGAGAGGCAGCCGCUCGAGAGGAAGAAGAACGAGCGACCAAGCGACCAAAAGGC
Molecule: messenger RNA, 2353 nt
Organism: Toxoplasma gondii ME49
Lineage: Eukaryota; Apicomplexa; Conoidasida; Eucoccidiorida; Sarcocystidae
Product: WD domain, G-beta repeat-containing protein
Exons: 1
Coding region: 1-2256 (751 amino acids)
Molecular function (GO): protein binding
Source: RefSeq, a predicted model, not a curated record